AUGCAAAACCUGUAUAGGCUAGGAGUGUGUGUUCCGUUCGAGAGCAGCACAGUGGGCGUUGCUGGGGAUGCCCCUCCCCCUGGGGGCGGCGCCGACCUGGUUCAGAGUGACGAAGGGGAGGGGGGUUACAGACAGGAGGCGGGGCUUGGAGAGGACAAGGCCACCCCCACAGAGAGGACCAGCGCGGACCCUCCUCCUGAAGCCCCCAUCAUUCUCAGCGCCCCUCAGACCCACAAACCUGACAUGUACGACCUGGUGUGGAGGCCCGGGAGGGACUGGGGGACCCCCAUCAAUGCAUACUUCGUAAAGUACCGCAAGCUGGAUGAUGUCGGGAACAUGGUGGGAGGCUGGUACACGGUGCGUGUCCCUGGCAGUGAGAGCGAGCUGCGGCUGACGGAGCUGGAACCCUCCAGUCUGUACGAGGUGCUGAUGGUGGCGCGCAGCCAGGCGGGAGAGGGGCAGCCGGCCAUGCUCACCUUCCGCACCAGCAAGGAGCGGGCAUCGACCUCCAAGAAGACCCCCCCAGUCACGAAGGUCCCCCCUGUGAAGCGACUGGGAGUGGUGAUCCCGGGGCGACACAGUGGGGUGGUACCCGAGGCCCCGGACCGACCCACUGUCUCCAUGGCAACAGAGACCUCCGUGUACGUGACCUGGAUCCCCCGGGCGAACGGGGGCUCCCCCAUCACAGCCUUCCGGGUGGAAUACCGACGACUGGGGCGCAGCACGGAGUGGGGUGUCGCGGCCGACAACAUCUCCCCCUCUAAGCUGUCUGUGGAGGUCCGCAGCCUGGAGCCAGGUACCACCUAUAAGUUCCGCGUGGUAGCAGUGAACACGUACGGAGAGAGCCCGCACAGCGCCUCCUCGCGGCCCUAUUCGGUGGCGGGGUUCAGCGGGCGCUUCUCCAAGCCCCCAAUCACGGGACCCCACAUCGUGUACACGGAGGCCGUCAGCGACACUCAGAUCAUGCUCAAGUGGACAUACACCUCCUCAAGCAACAACAACACCCCCAUCCAGGGCUUCUACAUCUACUACAGACCCACCGACAGCGACAACGACAGCGACUACAAGAGGGACCUCGUGGAAGGUAUGAAGCAGUGGCACCUCAUCAGCCACCUACAGCCCGAGACCUCCUAUGACAUCAAGAUGCAAUGCUUCAACGAGGGAGGGGAGAGCGAGUACAGCAACGUCAUGAUGUGUGAGACCAGAGUGAAGCGUGCUCCCGGAGCCUCAGAUUUCCCGCCUGUCCUUCCGAAGGACCUGGUGACCCCCCCGAGCCCGUCGGAGCGGGGGGUGGGCGGGGGGGUCCUGGGCUCCAGCCCCCGCAGCUCUGACAUGCUGUACCUGAUCGUGGGCAGCGUGCUGGGGGUCAUGGUGCUCAUCCUGCUGGUCUUCAUCGCCAUGUGUCUGUGGAAGAACCGGCAGCAGAACAUCAUGCACAAGUACGACCCCCCCAGGUACCUGUACCAGGGCUCGGAGAUGAGCGCUCACAUGCUGGAGUACACCACGCUGCCUGGGACCGGGCGCAUCAAUGGCAGCCUUCACACCCUGAGCAACGGCUGCCCUCACCUGCACCUCAAAGUGAGCAACGGGGGGGCGCUGAACGGGGGCAACGGCCUCUACCCAGGCCUGGACGAGCACCCCCCUCCCCACCUCCCUAACGGGGGCGGGAUGUACAGCGCGUUGCCCCAGACGGAUCCCUCGGAGUGUCUGAGCUGUCGAAACUGCCACAACAACAACAGCAGGUGUUUCACCAAAACCAACGGCACUCUUCCCAUAAUGCACCACGUGGGGCCCUGUCGCCAAGACAGUCUGGAGAUGGUGCCCCUGAGCCACGUAAGCACGCCCCCCCACUGCGAUAUCAGCGCCCCCGAAUACCCAGAAUGCCACGGGGAGACAGGAGAGGAAGGGCAGGAGCCUGGGGGGAACAUGACCCCACCGCUUUCCCAGUAUCCCUGCUGCCAGUUAGGGGAGCUGCACCAGGAAUGUCAAGAAGAAGAGCAAGGAGAGGACGAGCCCUGCAUGAAAAUUGAAAGCUCUGUGUUUUGCUGGGAGCCCCUGUCUUUGCCUGCCUUGGACUGUAAUGAGAAAACAGCCUGGAUUUCAGCAGGCACUGCAAAGGACAGCUUAGGGGGCUUCAUACAGGCCCAGCUUCAGGAGACUUGAGGGGAGGAAACGAGAGAGAGGGACAGAGAGACAGAGAGACAGAGAGAGGACUGCUGUGGUUUUAUGAGCUGCACAGAGCUGAGGUCAAAGAUCGAGAGACUGAAAACAAACAAAAAACAACUCUAGACACUUAUUUAUUUUUUGUAGUAGUGAAAUAUUACUUCAUAUGAAUGUAUCUGUUUUUAAAAAAGAAAAAAAGUUUGCCCUAUUAUUAUUAUUAUUAUUAUUAUAUUAUUAUUAUUAUUAUUAUUAUUAUUAUUAUUUAUUCUUUUUUUAUUAGUUUUUUUUUUCCAUCCACACAGUGUGGAGUUUAGACUUGUUAUGUAUAAAGUUUUGUACAAAAAAAAAAAACAAUUAUAAAGAGAAACUAUAGAAGAUAA
Messenger RNA from Polyodon spathula (Mississippi paddlefish), 2543 nucleotides. Its product is annotated as cell adhesion molecule-related/down-regulated by oncogenes-like. The transcript is spliced from 13 exons. Bases 1 to 2163 code for a protein of 720 amino acids. The record is from RefSeq and is a predicted model, not a curated record. Gene Ontology annotation, molecular function: protein binding. Gene Ontology annotation, cellular component: axon; plasma membrane. NCBI's taxonomy places the organism in Eukaryota, Metazoa, Chordata, Actinopteri, Acipenseriformes, Polyodontidae. Gene Ontology annotation, biological process: axon guidance; cell-cell adhesion; nervous system development.